UUGAAACUGAAGGUCUUCUAUUUUUGAGUACUUGGUAUUUUCAGACUCAAGGAAUAGUUGAUUUGGUCGGAAGACGGAUUACUGUUUUUUCUUUCCUAUAAAUCGUCGGAGACGGAUUAAGUUUUGAAUCUGAGACCGUGAAACUUACUUUAAGAGGACAAUGGAUUCAUUUUCGUGAACGGAUUGGAUUUCAAGAUUGUUCUCUCUUCAGUCAGUAACCGGGGAUUACAAGACCCGUAUCGGCGAUGAUUUCUAGAAGUUGUUGCACCUCCUGGAGACAAGUUUUGCAAUAAGUAUUGGCAAUUAGUUGAUACUUGUAUCCCCAAGAUGUGCAGGAUGCAGGAUGCGAAAAUGCACCAAAAAUGAGGCACAGAUCCAAUGAGUGCUGUUUGUUCAAAUAAUGCCACGCAAUAAUUUAAACGAAGAAGAAUGUAAUCAAUCAAUCAUGUGAAGACGACCGGAUCAGUAAUCUCUCUAACUUGAGGGUUGGAAGUAUGUGGAGUGAGGGGAAGGAAUAUAGUGAUUACACUUCAGAUGGAAAAGGAAGUUUUUCUGGAACCCGAUCCAACCAGAUCUCUGGAACACGUUCCAGUCCCACCUGGGAACAAGGAUAUACAGAGCUGAUGAUGUAUGACGACCCAGGGGAUCCAGACUAUCUGGGACACCUGGAGAACAUCAAGAACCAGGACUACUUAGCAAACCAAGAGAACCAGGAGAACCGGGGUCAUCUUGAAAACCUGGAUCAGAUGUAUGAUUCAGAGUUCUUCAAUUGUACACAGGACAACUUCACCUUGUUUACAAACAUAUCCAACUGUACUGCAGCAAAUAGUACACUAACAGAUGGGGAUUGGUACAAGACGGAACAGUUAACGUUCCUUGGUCUACUCCUGAGUAUAAUAGUUCUUGGGAACUCUAUGGUUCUCGUGGCUCUCCUCUCUUCCAAAGCCCGGAAAUCUAGAAUGAAUUUCUUCAUAAUGCAUUUAGCUGCAGCAGAUCUAUCUGUUGGGUUCUUAUCUUCAAUGCUUAGUAACAUUUUGCUAGUCACAUUUUGUCUAGUCACAUUUUUCCUGGGUAACAGUUUGUCUAGGUUUGUUCAAUGUAUUGUGACCUAUGGAUCAACAUAUGUUCUGGUAGCUCUGAGUAUAGACAGAUACGAUGCUAUCACACAUCCGAUGAACUUCACAGGAAGUUGGAGGAGAGCAAAACUGUUGGUUCUAGCAUCCUGGAUACUUAGUAUUAUAUUCUCUCUUCCCAUCCUUCUAUUCUACGAUAUCUACGAACAUAAAGACUACGGAACACAAUGCUGGAUUGAUUUCCCUGAAGCCUGGCACUGGAAGCUAUACAUGACACUCAUAGCUAUCACACUCUUUCUACUCCCAGCUAUCUGUAUAGCUACUUGCUACACAGUUAUAGUCAGAACAAUCUGGGACAAGAGCAAGCUUAUGCAGCCUCCCACAUACUCAUCUCCUACUUCAAGUAAAGUGCCCCUAACUGAAGCACGAAGGAAGAGGAUUGCUCUAGAAAGUGACCCCGACUGUAGAAGAGCUAGCUCCCGCGGAUUAAUUCCCAAAGCCAAAGUGAAGACGAUUAAAAUGACAUUCGUCAUUGUAUUUGUUUUUAUUCUCUGCUGGUCUCCGUAUAUAAUCUUCGAUCUUCUCCAGGUGUAUGGUAUAAUUCAGCGAAGUGAUCUAAACAAUAUAAUUGCAACAUUUGUGCAAAGUCUUGCUCCUCUCAACUCUGCAGCUAAUCCUUUUAUCUUCUGUCUCUUCUCAACUAAUAUUGGGAAAUAUAUCAGUAACUGGUGGUGUGUGCGCAAAUGCCAAACUGCAUGCUGCUGCACGUGCUGCAAAAGAGAAGACGACACCAAUAUGGCGACCAGCACAAUGCGCACUACUUCCACGCAUGUUUCAUCACACAAUACAGUGAGUCAGAGCGGGACCAGUGGAGUGUAUAAUACUAGAAGACAAAGCAAUCUUCACUCCACUCACAUAAAUUCUAGUCACAAUCAUGCAAUCUGCCAACCAAUCAUCAGCGCAGCAACAAUAGCUGUUCAGAGAUUUUAAGAGCAGUGUGUUGGUUUAUUUAUUCUAGUUAUUAAACCUGCUUUAUGAGUAAAUAAAGCUGAAAAGUUCUGUAAAAUAAUUAACCACACAAUCAGCUAUUCCAUUAAAGUAUGAGAUAAGGAUAGAUAUCAGAACAAUUACAUCAUAUGGUUAUUAUUUUGGUUCUGCCAAUCACUGUAGGAAUUUGAUUUGUGACAGCCAAUUACAAACAAGUUAAAAAUCGCUCAGCCAAUCACAGAAGAGUUUGUUUAUAUUUCGGCCAAUCAGAGUGAUUGUGAAGACUUUGUUUCUUACAUUGUCCAAUCAUGGAAGUUAUUAAACAAAACAAAUUUACAUUUGCAAAAGACAAAGGUAUAAUCAAUUGAUGUGAAAAUUCUACGUGUAUUAUUAAAAAUUUUGUAAAUUAAUGUAAUUGUAUUAUAAUGUUUUGUCAAAAACAUUUCGUAUUUCUUGGAACUAAUUUAGAAAAAUUCUUUCGAAGGAAAAUUGCUUUCAAUUAUUUCAAAUGUCGACAUUAUGAAUCUUAUUGUUAAAGAGCAUUUCGCCUGAAAUUUGACAAUAUUAGACAAUUUACUCAAAUUUUUAUAGGCACUUAGAACAACUUAGGCUCAAGCUUAUUGUUGACUUUUAAAGCAUUUGCCCAGAAACUAAAAACUGCCCAAAACAUAAUUUUUUCAUAUUUAUAAAUUUGCACACAUAACAAGCUUAACGCGCGUCCAUGAGACUAAUAAAAUAAAAUUAAAAUUAUUGGACUUUAAAAAUACAGGACACUAAUUUAGAAUUCUUGAUCCUACAGUGAAAAAAGUUUAGGAAUUGAGUUCUUGCUACAAACUGAAAUUGUAAUCCUUAUAUCUUUGCAACUUGAAUGUGCAGACUGUAGGCCUUUAAUAAGUCAAACUUAUAUUAGUUGAACUUACAAAAUUCAAAGCUUAAAAUAUCUAAGGACUACGACGUUGGGUUGCAAAGAUAUAUUGAUUGGAAAAAUUAGGGUUUGUGGCAAGGACUCAUUCCUUUCCAAAAACUUUAUUUUAGAGUAAUCUUGACUUUUGAAUUCGAAAAAAAGGAUUUCUCUGAGAAAUGUUAUCAAUGGGUAGGUUUUAAGUUAGAAAUUAAAGAAUUGUUAACGAAAAAUUUAAUGUGUGUUAAAUAUGUAAUGUUUUAUAUCUAUAUAAUCAAUUAUAACAUUAAACGUAAUAUAUGUAUAAGUCAAUGUAUAAUGGUAAUAUUUUUCAAUCCACAAUUUGACAUUUCUAAGAUCAUAGAGCAAUCAUCUGUCCUUUGAUAUUUUUUGACAUUACCAUAACAUCGGGAGUUUUAAAAAAUUUGUCGAUUUUUAAUCAGAUACCUUACCGUUAAGUAAACUUUGUGAAAUUUUCUCUCAAACUCUAUGACAAAAUAAAAUAAAUGUUUUAUUUUUAACAUGUAAAAAUAUUAAGUAACAAACUACUUGAUAAUUAAUAUUAAACAUAUGUAUUAAAUGUUAAAAAAAUAGAAUCAGAAUUAAGAAUGUGAUUUUUCAAAUCACAUUCUUAAUUGUCGAAAUAUGGUUCAUAUUUGAUUCAAUGUUGUGUGCCAGUGCCAGUAAUCAAUAUUUAUGUAGACAGCUUGUGUCAUGUGAUUGACAGCUGCAAGAUCUUCUAGUGCUCGACUUAAGGAG
This is a messenger RNA of Eurytemora carolleeae, 3720 nucleotides long. RefSeq names its product cardioacceleratory peptide receptor. NCBI's taxonomy places the organism in Eukaryota, Metazoa, Arthropoda, Copepoda, Calanoida, Temoridae. The transcript is spliced from 20 exons. The record is from RefSeq and is a predicted model, not a curated record. Gene Ontology annotation, biological process: G protein-coupled receptor signaling pathway. The coding region runs from base 495 to 2063 and encodes 522 amino acids. Gene Ontology annotation, molecular function: vasopressin receptor activity. Gene Ontology annotation, cellular component: membrane.